AUGUCGAAAAUAUUUUAUGCCAAGGAAGAACGCGUUUUGCUUCAUUAUAAUGGUCAUGGUGUUCCAAAACCAACUGCGAGCGGAGAGAUUUGGUGUUUUAACAAGCAUUUUACACAAUAUAUUCCUGUAUCCUUAGGCGAUUUACAAUCGUGGCUCGGUUCUCCAUGUAUUUAUGUUUUUGAUUGUUCAGCUGCUGGCAAUAUUUUAGAGAGCUUCAAACGUUUUUCUGAACAACGUUAUUUGGAAAAUAAUAGGCCAGAAUCUAGCGCUCCUUUAAAUAUUCAAUUAGCUGCUUGUGGUCCUAACGAAACUUUACCUAUGCAUCCUCAUUUACCAGCUGAUUUAUUCACAUCUUGUCUAACUUCUCCAAUCGAAAUUGCUUUAAGAUGGUUCGUUUUGCAAAAUCCAUUACCAUCAUAUCUCACCGUUGAUAUGGUAAUGAAACUUCCAGGGAGAUUACAAGAUCGGCGUACACCUUUGGGUGAAUUAAAUUGGAUUUUUACUGCAAUUACCGAUACCAUAGCUUGGAAUGUUCUACCACGUGAUUUAUUCAAACAAUUAUUCCGCCAAGAUCUUAUGGUAGCUGCUCUAUUCAGAAAUUUUCUACUAGCGGAAAGGAUAAUGAGGCGUUAUCAAUGUAAGCCCAUGUCACAUCCAGAAUUACCACCAACUCAUGAUCAUCCAAUGUGGGAUUCAUGGGAUCUGGCUGUCGAUAUGUGUUUAGCUCAAUUACCAUCAUUAUUAAGCGCUGAAAAUGGUGGUACAGAAGUCGAAUAUAAACAUUCGACAUUUUUUGAUGAACAAUUGACUGCGUUCCAAGUAUGGUUGUCGAAAGGAUCUGUGUCUCAAAAACCACCAGAACAAUUACCCAUUGUACUACAGGUGCUUCUUAGUCAGGUGCAUCGGUCUCGUGCCUUGGGAUUAUUAAGUAAAUAUUUAGAUUUAGGUCCUCGUGCAGUUAGUUUGGCAUUAUCUAUAGGAAUAUUUCCUUACGUUCUUAAGUUAUUACAAAGUCCUGCUGCAGAUUUGAAACCACCAUUAGUAUUUAUAUGGGCUAGAAUAUUGGCAGUUGAUAGGUCAUGUCAACAAGACUUAUUAAAGGAACAUGGUUACAACUAUUUUGUGAAUAUACUUUCUCCGAAUAGCAUGCUUAACAUUCCGAAUGAAGCUGAACACCGAGCAAUGUGUGCAUUCAUUUUGGCAAUCUUCUGCACUAAUUUUAACCAAGGACAAGUUGCAUGUAAAAAAGCUUUAGUUUUACAGGCUUGUUUAGCACGAAUUGGAGAUGUUGAUGCUCUUUUACGGCAAUGGGCAUGUCUUUGUAUAGGCCAAUAUUGGACAAAUUAUGCAGAUGCUAAGAGUGAGGGUAUCGAGAAUCAAGCUCAUUUGAAGCUUUUUGGACUUUUGAAUGAUCCUGUCCCCGAAGUUCGUGCUUCAGCUCUCUAUGCUCUGGGCACCUUUAUUGGUGACUUGGAACGUACAGAACAAAUAGUCAAUAUUGAACAUAAUAUUGCCAUAAAUGCCCUUGAUGCUAAUAAUGAUGCUUCCCCUCUUGUUAGAAGGGAACUAGUUAUAGCACUCUCCUACAUAGUGAAUGCAUAUUCAGAACAUUUUAUACGUGUUGCUUAUGAAGAAUUGCAAGAAAUUCAUCGGCGCGUUGUCGCAACACGACAACGUCCUAGGGAAAGUCGACCUAGCUCCGUGUACACUUGCGUUUGGAAAGCAUUACUUAAUCUUUCAGCAGACCCAGAUGCGGAGGUUGCACAACUUGCAGCAACAGUUGUUGAUGCUAUAAAUACUCAAUUAUUAGAAUCUUCACAUAUUGAGAAUGUUACAAUCGCAUUACGGCAGGUGCUCCAAGAACAAGGUACACAAGAUACAGAAUCUUUUAGGGCAUCAUUAAAUAAGCAACCAUCAUAUGAUGAUAUACUACCAUUAAAAUCGAAAUUCUUUGAUUGGAGUUGCGAAUAUUUCAGAGAGCCACAAAUGAAGCCCGCUGAAUCCGAGCAAUCGGGUAGCAUCGAUGAUAAUGUGCGGUCAUGGCGUCGCAAAAGAAAUGAAAACAUAAUUAAAUCAACACAACCGCUUAAAGAAGUUGCUGGUUCUAGCCGAUGGAAUAAACAGAUUGGUAUAUUUAAUAAUGAAUCUGAGCCAUCAAAAUUAUUAUUUCAUCAAUUUGAACCUCAUCUUGUUGUAUCCAAUGAUAAGGAUAAUAUAAGUAUAUGGAAUUGGAAGGAGCAUUACCGUAUGCAUUCUUUUUCAAACGGAAACCCAACAGGAAGUAAAAUUACCACAUUAAAAUUCAUAAAUGAAGACGAAAUAUCGAUGUUACUCACUGGCUCAAGUGAUGGUAUCGUUCGUGUGUAUCGUAACUAUGAUUCACCAACAUCGUCAGAAAUAGUGACAUCAUGGCGUGCAAUGCCUGAAAUAUUACCGAACAGCCAAAGAAGUGGCCUUAUUGCUGAAUGGCAGCAAUCUCGAGGGACUUUAUUAGUUGGUGGUGAUGUUCGAGUAAUCAGAGUAUGGGAUGCACUACGUGAAAUCACAGUUAGUGUUAUACCUGCUCGAUCAGGAAGUUCUAUCACUAGUCUUACUAGUGAUGGUGAUCUUUUUGUAGCUGGUUUUGCAGAUGGUGCAAUUCGUAUAUUUGACAUACGUAUCCAACCUAUAGAUGCCAUGAUAUUAUCUAAUAAAGAACAUAAAAAUUCUAUAACGAACGUCGUAUGGCAGAAAGGCGCAGGACAUGAGUUAGUGUCCGGGAGUAAAUCUGGAGAGAUAAAAAUAUGGGAUAUUCGACAUAAUCGUUCAAAACGUACUAUAUCUAAUGAACCCAACUCUUGUGAAAUGAAUGCAAUGGAUGUUCACCAAUACGCAGAUGUUAUAGCAAG
Messenger RNA from Racocetra persica, 2888 nucleotides. The record is from the annotation of a GenBank genome assembly. Lineage: Eukaryota; Fungi; Glomeromycota; Glomeromycetes; Diversisporales; Gigasporaceae.